UUGUUAUUGAAUGUAAUUAUUUUUGUUUGUAAGAUUAGGUGAUUGGCGCCAGUUACUUUUUCAUUGUCACGCUUCGUGAUGGCUCCUCCGGCUAAGACUGCUGUGGGCUCAAAGAAGGCUAAAGCACUAGAGUCCAUCAAUAGUUGCCUUGCAUUGGUAAUGAAGAGUGGGAAGUGUUCUAUUGGAUUGAGGCAAACACUACGCCUUCUGCGUAAAGGUGGUGCUAGACUGAUCAUUAUUGCCAACAAUACUCCUCCACUGAGGAAGACGGAGAUAGAGUAUUACGCAAUGUUGUCGAAAACCGGAGUUCACCACUACAACGGCACAAACCGCGACUUGGGAACAGCAUGCGGUAAAUACUUCCGAGUGAGCACACUGGCUAUCGAGGAUCCAGGUGACUCGGAUAUCAUCAGGUCUGCGCCCCAUGAGUCAGAAACCAAGUGAUUCUUUCAAUAAAUUUAAUUACUCUGGA
Molecule: messenger RNA, 472 nt
Organism: Trichobilharzia regenti
Lineage: Eukaryota; Metazoa; Platyhelminthes; Trematoda; Strigeidida; Schistosomatidae
Source: the annotation of a GenBank genome assembly